Molecule: messenger RNA, 1368 nt
Organism: Entelurus aequoreus (snake pipefish)
Lineage: Eukaryota; Metazoa; Chordata; Actinopteri; Syngnathiformes; Syngnathidae
Product: somatostatin receptor type 5-like
Exons: 2
Coding region: 1-1368 (455 amino acids)
Biological process (GO): neuropeptide signaling pathway
Cellular component (GO): neuron projection; membrane
Molecular function (GO): neuropeptide binding; somatostatin receptor activity
Source: RefSeq, a predicted model, not a curated record
AUGGAGCUGAUCCAGGCGACCCAGGACGCCUCGCUGCCUCAAUAUGUCGAGCCCACCGCCACCUGGAGCGUCCACUCCCACUUCCUGCUGGCCUCCGCCUCGGCCGAGUCGCUCCUCCUCCCGGCCUGGGACGACGACAACGCCACCUGCCUCAACUGCACCAAGGCGGGCGCGGCGUCCCUGGCCGGCUUGGCCGGCGUCUUCAUCCCGCUCAUCUACGGCGUGGUCUGCGCCGUGGGCCUGGUGGGCAACACGCUGGUGAUCCACGUGGUGGUCAACUACACCAGGAACGAGUCGGUGACCAACAUCUAUAUCCUCAACUUGGCCAUCGCCGACGAGCUCUUCAUGCUGGGCCUGCCUUUCCUGGCGGUCCAGAACGCGCUGCUCUCCUGGCCCUUCGGCUCGCUGGUGUGCCGCGUGGUGAUGACGGUGGACGCCAUCAACCAGUUCACCAGCAUCUUCUGCCUCACCGUCAUGUCCGUGGACCGCUACCUGGCCGUGGCGCACCCCAUCCGCUCCAGCUGGUGGCGCCGCCCGCGGGUGGCCAAGACCGUCAGCCUGGCCAUGUGGGCGGGCUCCUUCGUGGUGGUGCUGCCCGUGGUGGUGUUCGCCGACGUGCUGGAGGACGACGGCAACUGCAGCAUCGUGUGGCCCGAGCCGGCCGAGCUGUGGAAGACCUCCUUUAUCGUCUACACCUUCACCGUGGGCUUCUUCUGCCCCCUGCUGGUCAUCUGCCUGUGCUACCUGCUGAUCGUCAUAAAGGUACGGAGCGUGGGGAAACGGGCGCAGGCUACGUCCUCCCGCCGCAGGAAGUCGGAGCGUAAGAUCACCAGGAUGGUGGUGGUGGUAGUGGCGGUGUUCGUGCUGUGCUGGCUGCCCUUCUACGCCCUCAACAUCGUCAACCUGCUGGUGGUGCUGCCCGGCGACCUCCGGGGGCUCUACUUCUUCGUGGUGGCGCUGUCGUACGCCAACAGCUGCGCCAACCCCAUUCUCUACGGCUUCCUGUCCGACAACUUCAAGCGGGGCUUCCGCAAGGCCCUGUGCCGCUCCUCGCGCCGGGUCAAGAGCCAGGACAGGGCCGACGACGGACCGCGGCGGCCCACGGAGGAGUGGGGCGGCAUCGCCCUUCAGAGGCGGGGGGGCGCGCUCGCCGGGGGGCAGCAGGAAGCGGCGCAAGGAAGCGCGCAAACAGGCGAAAUAUUUCGGUUGCGUAACGGCAACGGCAAAGACGGUCCCGAAGGUUCCCGGGUGUUGGACGUGAAGAGGCCGCAACCUGACGACUCCGGUCCAGGUUCUGAUCCUAAACUCAAGUCGCAAAUCGGCACCUUUUUGGAGGACAAGUCGGUGCUAGAAAUCAGCUACUUGUGA